AUGCCCCACGACGCAGACUUCCUCAGCCCACGCGAGAUGCUGGUCAAUGAUGGGUUUGUCUGCAAGCUUGCUUCCUUUCGCAAACUGGGAGAUCUCUGCAUCAGGAAUGAGAAACUGCCCGAUUCUGACGACAGCCUGAUGCAACAAGCUGGCUUUGAGGAUAAAGCCUAUUAUGGGGUGGCCCGGCAAGUCGCUAAUGACCUCAAUUACAACUAUACCGAGACUGUGUGCGAUACCGCCUUAAACCUUUGUUCUGCAGCGCCGGACGACUACGACAAGAUAUUUCAGGACAUGGAGGCAUUGCGACAAGACCCGGACAACGACGUUCUUCGGAAUAAGGUCCAACAAGAGAUCAACGAUCGAAAGAACCAAAUCGACAUACUUAAAGACCAGGCGGACGCCUGGAGCUCGAACCUGAGAGCUUACAGCCUGGAUGCGGAGGCAUGUGAGACCAAUGUGCAUGAACUAGCUGCCCCUUUGCAGGGAACGACCUUGGCCGACAUUUUGAAAGAUGAGAUCUCCGAUCCCGAGGACCUCCAAAUGGAUCUUGAUGCUUUGGAUUGGACUAGGGUAAGUUUAGAUCUCGACAGUGGCUGGCUGUCUGUGUGCUUAUAA
Aspergillus aculeatus ATCC 16872 is the source of this 615-nucleotide messenger RNA. RefSeq lists its product as uncharacterized. The transcript is spliced from 4 exons. The record is from RefSeq and is a predicted model, not a curated record. Bases 1 to 615 code for a protein of 204 amino acids. NCBI's taxonomy places the organism in Eukaryota, Fungi, Ascomycota, Eurotiomycetes, Eurotiales, Aspergillaceae.